GUACUAUCAUAUGCAUCGUUUUCUAUAUCUUUUUUAAAAAAUCCAAGCAUGAUAUAUUCUAUGAAUUGAACUCCCUAGACAAAGAGAAUAGAAUUAAGGAAAUUCUUCAUCCCAAGAUCUCCCACAGACGGAGUCAGAGUUUUUUUUCUCAAGCUAAUUCUUCCCAUUUAUAUCUUUAUGAUCUUUCCUUUUCAUCGAAUAUAUCUAUGUUUCAUUUCAUUUACCUAGCUAGAUAGCUGCUUUUUAUAUAAGAUAUUGUUUUACAAUAUAUAUAUAUAUAGUAUUAUGGGUUCAUCCCAAGAUCUUUCCACACCUCUCUCAACCUUAAAAAGUAUUUAGAGAAAAUGAAGAAGCAAGCAAUCAGAAGCUAGAAAUCCUAGAAUAUGAUAGCUAGCAUUUGUAUGAAAUUCAAGCGAGAUCUACUCGAUCCCCAAAUCUUUCCAUCGAAAACAGUGAGACCCAAAACCUUUACCACACGAGAUCCAAUCCACAAAACUCAACUACUAAAAUCAACCUCCCCUAGCUCUUUCUUCCUUUUUUCCUUCCCAUCUGCCCCCUUCGGCCUCCUUAAACCCUACAACCAGCUCCCCUUAAACAUCACCUUUUCUUUUCUUUCUGUGCAGUUCCCUUUGCUGAUGCACCUACAUAGGGUUUUUUAUAGACAUAAACAUACAUAAAUAGAUACAGAGAGAUAGGAGACAUAGAGUAUAUUAUUUGGUAGCCGUAAUUUUCUAAACUAGAAGAUUCCAUCAGUUGCUUAAUUUAUGCUGAUAGACAUAUUUUGACCAUAUAUAUAAGCUAUUGUAUUACAUACUGGCCUUUUUGAGCUAGAUCUUUGAAUCUCCAGCCAAAAGCAGUAGGAUUGUUUUGAUUCCUCAAUCAGAAGAGUAAACCAGUAAUUACAGGGCACAGAUCCUGAAAAGGGUAAUCUUUCCAUUUUCAAGAGUCCUAUAUGCAGAAACUUUGUUCCAACAUAUUUAUUUGAAGCUGUCAACUUACCAUUUCUUGUUCUUGUGUUCUUCUUCCAUUUUUUUCUUUCCUUAGUUAAAUUCUUUACACUUUUUAGAUCCCAUCGUCUAAAUAAGUACACCCCAAACCCUAAAAUUAGGAUUCGCAGCCGCACCGCUACUUGUAUAUAUCUUUAAGAUUUUAUUAAUGUGUAUUCCAUCAUCUAACAACUCAUUUCUUCUUCUUCUUUUUUGUCAACCUUAAUUGGGUUGUUUUUUGUGCUUCACCUAGCUAGAUACCAGGCUUAUUAUAUACUUUUCCCUGAAUGAUUGCUUUUAUGUCAAAUUAAGAACAAAAGUCCUCAAAUUUCUCAAGUUGGGGUUUACUGAUUAUUGCUCCCUCAAGCCGUACGUACGUUAUGAGGAGAAGGUGGAAGAUGGCUUCGUCGUCGAAUUCUCCGUGUGCUGCCUGUAAGUUUCUGCGCCGUAAAUGUCAACCUGAAUGUGUCUUUGCUCCCUACUUCCCACCUGACCAGCCACAAAAAUUCUCUAAUGUCCAUAAAGUUUUUGGGGCAAGCAAUGUCACAAAACUUCUCAACGAAUUGCACCCUUCUCAGCGUGAAGAUGCUGUCAAUUCCUUGGCCUAUGAGGCUGACAUGCGCCUCCGUGACCCAGUUUAUGGCUGCGUUGGAGUCAUUUCACUCCUUCAGCACCAACUUCGCCAACUGCAGAUAGAUCUUAGCUGUGCAAAAUCAGAACUCUCCAAAUAUCAGAACUUGGGCAUCACUGGCCAUGCUGGAUCACUAAUUGCGGCCGCAGCAGCUGCAGCGACAGCCACGGCAACAACCCAUCAUCACCACCAUCCGCAAAACCUUGGGAUCAAUUUGAUUGGAGCAGGAGGUGGAAGUAGGGAUCACCACUACCACCAUCAGUUUUUUCCAAAGGAUCAGCAACAGAUGAUGAGAAGCUUCGAUGCUGGGAGUAACUAUGAUGCAAGCCUUCUUGCAAUGAAUGUCUCUGCAAGUAUUGGACAACUUAGUCAUUUCCAGCAACCUAGAGCCGCUGCUGGGGAUGACCGCCGCACCAUUGACCCCUCUUAGGGUUUCUCUUCCGCAGGGCUCCACAUCGAAGGGAUUUACUCUAGAAAAAAAAAGGCUAGAAAGUGAUGGGAUAUUCUAUCUCGAUCGAAUGAAUACCACCUCGUCAUAGAAAUUUUUGCUGCGCAUCGUCUCAGUUUAGAUGUGUGUGUAAAACCUCCCUCCCAUUCCGAACUUUUACAUUGACCCUUCAAAGCAAGCUAUAUAUUUUUGCCAUGCCAAGAAUGGAGGGACGUACUUAACUCUUCCAGUCUCACGGUACGUAGCUAGCAUCAUUAGUUUGCGGGGUGGUUUUGCCUCUUACAAUGUGCCAUGGCUGGCAGGCAUGGUCUGUUUUUUUGUUUCCAUCCUUUGAACCUCUUUCUGUUUAAACAGUGAGCACAGGCAGCAAUUUUAUAUAUUUGUAAUUUUAAUCAUGUUUUUCUUUACCCUUUUUCUUUCUUUGGUCUCCCAUUUGAUGCUUCUGUCAUGAAUUAUUGUUGAACAUGGUUGCUUUAAGUGAUGACUCCUCAAUUUAAGCUA
This is a messenger RNA of Populus trichocarpa (black cottonwood), 2566 nucleotides long. Its product is annotated as protein ASYMMETRIC LEAVES 2. NCBI's taxonomy places the organism in Eukaryota, Viridiplantae, Streptophyta, Magnoliopsida, Malpighiales, Salicaceae. The transcript has 3 exons. The record is from RefSeq and is a predicted model, not a curated record. The coding region runs from base 1367 to 2047 and encodes 226 amino acids.